Molecule: messenger RNA, 2279 nt
Organism: Suillus paluster
Lineage: Eukaryota; Fungi; Basidiomycota; Agaricomycetes; Boletales; Suillaceae
Exons: 8
Coding region: 1-2100 (699 amino acids)
Molecular function (GO): metal ion binding
Source: RefSeq, a predicted model, not a curated record
AUGGCAAUUCCUCACUCUCAAACCUGCAUUUCCAGCAUCGCCAAACGUCCCACCCAGAGCCACCCCGUCCUGUUUCUCCACCAGCGUCUUAUCCCUGCUCUUUAUGCGACAAGGACUUUCGAGCUUCGAUCAGCACUGGAUGACCACAUGGCCGCGAAUCACCUUUUCACCUGCGGAAUGUGUCAGUUCGCGUGCCCGGAGGAGGAACUCCUCCAGGAGCAUAUCGCCUCUGCGCACUCGUGCCCUGUUUGUCAUGAGGGUGUUUUCGCAGACGCAGUCCUUUUGAACGAGCACCUUGUGCACCACGCCACUCCCUACUUAUUAGACUCCCCAGAUGACAUCCAUCCGUCCUGUACGAGAUGUGACCUGGGUUUUCAGGAUGCAGGCGAUUAUUAUAACCACACAGAAACGGUCCAUCCCCAGGUAUCCUGUCAACUGUGCGAUGGUGCAUUGUUUGAUCCUGGAGAGCUUCCUAUACACUACUUGACAUCGCGCAAUCAUCCCGUGUGCGACAUAUGUCAAGUUGGCUUCGGUGACCAAGCUGAAUUUGCUACGCACGGCGCAACGGAACAUCCAGAGGUAUACUGCCACCUAUGCCAGUGGCAGUUUGAGUGCUCUGAGUCGUUACAGAAUCAUAUCCGACACUUCGUAGCCCACCCCAGGUGCAUGGACUGUGACCUGAGAUUCGCAGAUGCGGAUGCCUAUCAACACCAUCUAUUUGUCGUGCACAGGCCACACUGCGGAGAGCCCGCAGGACGUCAAGAUCUCGAUCCAGAAUGUUUGUAUAAUAGUGACGGAGAAGCUCAUUCCGAAGAGCGCAUCUCUAAUUCCAUUGCUCCCGAUCGAGUUGACCCGACAUGGGGUUUUUCUGCUAAUUUUGAUUUCCCCUAUGCCCCGUCCAUCCCCUUACCCCCGAGUACCAGUGGGUACUCCAGCCCUCUGUCGCAGAGGGUUCUGACACGAUCGAGUGUCGGAUCGCGGUCAUCGUCCAGGACGCUUUCGCCACCUCCGAUCUUCGGCAUCAAGGUCGCACAUCUAGAGACUGGGAAUCCCGUAGAUCAUUCUGGAUCACCAGACUUUGAGCACUCGCCGCUUUCUAAUGUACCAGCAGUUGGUACACCAUUGAUAUCAGGCACAGACUUCCGCAGCCCCUUCAGCCCGCGCCCGGACACUCCGGCGCUUUUUGCUCCGUCUCAGGAGCUGAAUGGUGCCAGUCACAGCGAUCAGGAGUCGGUUACGUCUGCGAAAUCACCUGAGGCAAGCUCUCCCGUGAUAAAGCUCCCCGAGAACGGUGCAUCGCCGGUGUCGAGCUCUGGCUGGUCCACGUUGAGUGGCGAGAUUGCGUCAAGAAUGUCAGCCAAAUCGGAGAAUCCGCCGAAUCGGCGGCCAGUGGACCCUGCUGUGCCGACGCUUCGCUUGCAGGUGCCUGUAACUGAUAGUACUUCUCAGACGGUCAGUUUUUCGAUGUCACCGAGUUCUAUUUCACCUGAGUCUGCUGGCAUUGAUAUUUCUGCGAAUGUAACCCCCGACUACUUGCGGGAAGCUCGUGCAUAUCUUGCUGUCACUCAUCCAGAACAGGCAUCGUCAAAUGUGAAUCACGUUCACAGCCCGGCCCUGGCAUCCCCUAGUUUGUCCUCGGUCGGCCUCACCACAUCCUCUCGUGAGCGACGCCGUGAAGUACGAUUCGAGGAUAGUAUCAUGUCGGAGCCGCUAUGGGAAAACCAAUCAUCGGACUCCAGCGAUUCCUCCUUCGAUCCUCCUGUAAUUCCAAACAGGCGAAAAUAUGGUGUGCAGAAGAAAUCAGUUACCAGCAAACUUCCUCGUUUCGCACCACUCAGGACGGGACGCGUUACAGGAAGAAAUGGGACUACCAACGGGACUACCCAUUCGGCCUCUAGUACAAACUCUUCCUCUCCAUAUCAUUGUAGGAUUUGUCGACGGGAGCAUUGCGAGGAUCUGACGACGACGACGUGCGGGCACCUGUUCUGCAACACGUGCAUCACAGAUGCGGUGAUACGGGACUCGCGAUGUCCCGUCUGUAGGAAUGCGGUUCUGCUUUACUGCUUAUUCCGCAUCGACACCACCUGUGAGUUGGAGUGACUGCAAUGACGAGUAGUUAAUCUAUGUAACAUUCGAGAACUGCUUGUUUGUCGUGUAUUAUCAUGGAGUACCUGUUUCGACGUCGAACGUCCAUCCUCAUGACUAGGCACUUGGUACUUUAGUGAAUGUAUACUAUGAGGUCAAACCAAGGUCAGUUUCGACCAACCGUGACUCCUGUG